AUGGCAUACUACAACUCUCAAAACUUGACUGGCGGUAGUAACACUCCUGUUAGUUUACCCUCAGGAAACCCUACCCAGUAUUCCAGCAAGCUUACGACUAAUCAGGCUUACAACACGCAAACAAUGUACGCUGUCGGUCCAGAUGGUAGGCCAAACCCAACUAAUCCGGCCGCAGUAUACACGGUCUCUGAUAACGGUACUCCGCGGAUGGGAGGAGUUCCUGUGAUGAUUUUCAAUAAUCCUCCACCCAUGAUAGCUACCAGUACGCCUGGAUAUUGCACCAACGAGCUUUUCUUUGCGAUAUUUGCAUUAAUACUCGCCAUAGCGGGCGGCGCAAUGUGGGGUGCGUCCAAGUCAACGUUUGACGGUUGUCUCAAUAAUUGUCCAUAUUCAAGCUACUCGGAUUAUUACAACACCUGUGCUGUUAAUUGUAGAAAUUCAUAUUAUGCGCUCAAAUAUAGUGGCAUUGCUUUAUUGGUUAUUGGAGGGAUCAUAUUGGUGGGAGUUGCAUUUGUUGCGAAUG
Paraglomus occultum is the source of this 523-nucleotide messenger RNA. Lineage: Eukaryota; Fungi; Glomeromycota; Glomeromycetes; Paraglomerales; Paraglomeraceae. The record is from the annotation of a GenBank genome assembly.